CAGCUGCACAAGUCUUGCCGUCUAAUCCCCGAAACCUUCUUCUUCUUCUUCGGCACCGCCGCCCCGCCCUCCGACCACCACCGUGUUGUUUCCACCUUCCGAUUCCAUCCCUACUGUUUCUUCCUCCUCCAAAUUCAAUUGAAUUUUGGAGAAUUUAAUUUCGAAAGUUUGUCCUAUUUCUGAAAUCCUAGAAAUCUCUCCAAAUUGGAGAUUAGGAGGAGGUACCUGUUAGUGGACGUGAAGGAAGAAGAAUAAGAAUGAUGGGUUAUGAGCAGGGCUUGGAAGAAGCCCAUCUCUACGCAUCGAAGGAGCAGAUGGCUUCCCUAGUUCUGUCAGACCAUCAUCCUUCGCCACCGUCCAACGGUUCAAAGUCUUUGGAAGAUCCUCUCUACUCAUCUCCACCGUUCGCGGAGAUCCACGCGAAUGAUAACCACCCACUGCACUCUCCUCCGCCGAAGCAAACUGUAGACCCUACCCACACCUCCCUCAAUUCAUUCCUCGAGCCCCCCUCUUAUGCGGAGGCAGUUUUCCAAUCCUUCGACUUGGAUUCCGGCAAUGUCCGCAGCCUCGAUCACUCCCCAUCGGCUUCGCAAUCGUUUUCAUCCGAUUAUCUCCGGAUUUCCGUUUCGGAUCCGAGGAAGGAGCAGGAUGUAGCAGGUUCCCUUGUGCCAGGUGGAGGCUAUUACUUCUCUUACCUGAUUACAACUUUUACGAAUUUUCCUGAGUUCAGUGGAACAGAAUUCAAUGUUAGGAGAAGGUUUAAAGAUGUGGUAGCUUUGUCCGAGAGAUUAGCUGAGAGCUACCGCGGUUUCUUCAUACCAAUGAGGCCAGAUAAGAGUGUUGUCGAGAGUCAGGUGAUGCAGCAAAUCGAAUUUGUGGAGCAAAGGCGUUCUGCAUUGGAGAAAUAUUUGCGACGAUUGGCUGCCCAUCCAGUGAUAAGGAGGAGUUCGGAACUACGGGUGUUCUUGGAGGAUUCUGGAACAACGGAUGUUGCUCCAAGGAUGGUAGAUCAGCAGGUUGGCUCGUCCCCAUCCCUGGGGAGUGUUGAUGGUGGAGCAGCAGCAGCGGGUAUGAGUGAUGGGACGCAGGCCGCCAAAACUGGGAGAGAUUUCUUCAGGAUUUUUAGGGAGUUGAAGCAGUCGGUGACAAAUGACUGGGGAGGUACAAAGCCACCACUUGUUGAGGAGGAUAGGGAGUUUGUGGCUAGGAAAGAAAAAUUGCAGGAGUUUGAGCAGCAGCUCAGCAAUGUGUCACAGCAGGCAGAAUUACUUGUCAAAUCCCAGCAAGACAUUGGGGAGACAAUGGGGCAACUGGGGCUGGCAUUUGUUAAAUUAACCAAGUUUGAAACAGAGGUAGCAAUCUAUGACUCCCAAAGAGCACGUGCUGCGGAUAUGAAAAAUGUUGCAACAGCUGCUGUAAAAGCAAGCAGAUUAUUUCGAGAGUUAAAUGCACAAACUGUCAAACAUUUGGAUAAGCUUCAUGAAUAUCUGGGAGUGAUGCUAGCUGCCAACAAUGCAUUUUCAGAGCGAUCAAGUGCUUUGCUAACUGUUCAAACACUUUUAUCAGACUUAGCGUCAUUAAAUUCUAGGAUUGAAAAGCUUGAGGCCGCCUCGUCGAAGAUAUUUGGUGGUGAUGGAUGGAGAAUUAAGAAAAUUGAAGAGCUGCAAGAAAGCGUACGGGCGACUGAGGAUGCUAAAAAUUCUGCACUUCGAGAAUAUGAGCGAAUCAAGGAUAACAAUAGAAAGGAGCUAGAGAGAAUAGACAAAGAGAAGCAUGAUGAUUUUGUGAGUAUGCUCAAAGGAUUUGUUGUUAAUCAGGCUGGAUAUGCAGAGAAGAUGGCAAGUGUUUGGAAGGCAGUUGUGGAAGAAACCAGUGAGUGGAUUUGUGAAUAAAUGAAUUCUAAACGUACAUAUAUUAAUGUUCAUCUAGAUUUUUUAUUUUCUUGUCUUUUGCCUUUGUACUUAAUUCUUCUCAAGGUUGAACUUCAUGUUGUUUUUUGCCUUGUAAUUUUCCCAGUGGACAUAACCAAUGAUUCACUUCUCUUUAAUGUUAUUAUUAUCUUGAAUU
Molecule: messenger RNA, 2067 nt
Organism: Andrographis paniculata
Lineage: Eukaryota; Viridiplantae; Streptophyta; Magnoliopsida; Lamiales; Acanthaceae
Product: sorting nexin 2B-like
Exons: 5
Coding region: 258-1892 (544 amino acids)
Molecular function (GO): phosphatidylinositol binding
Source: RefSeq, a predicted model, not a curated record